UGGGCGUGGAUUUUUGAAAUUAAUAAAAAAAAAUUUCAUUGUAUUUUCUGUUAACACCAUCUAACAGGAAAAACCAGAGUGUUUUAAUGAUACAUUGAAAUUUAUGUCUUAAAAAAAAGAGUUAAAAUAACUAAGAGGAGUUCCAUUUACUGCCAACUUUUCUCACAUCUUCAUCUUUCAACCGAAAUCAAUUCGAGACAGAAGAGUGUGUAACAUUAAAAGAGAAAGAAAGAGAGGGAGAGAGAGAGAUAAACACAAAUAAAAAACAAAAUGACGAGUCCAACAACGACGAGACAAUCUUAUAAAUUGUCCUUAACCUUAUUAAGCCUUUUACUAUGCUCUAUGGUUGUGGCUACACCCACAGCACACACUACUACACAUGCUGUUGACACCUCGUCGUCGUCAUCUCCGGUGGAUCUUAAGGCUGAUGAAAACUAUUUGUGUCCCGAAGACUGUCACUGUGUUUUGGCUCACAAUACACAUAAACCAUUUUUGCAUGCCAAAUGUACGUCUCUAAAGGGUCUUCAGUCGGAGAAACCCUUAGAGGCUACACUGCCGGUACAUUCCAUAGAUUUGUCAUUCUUAAAUUUGACUCGUUUGGCCAAAUCUUUGGAAAAACUGCACGAUCUCACUUCCAUUGAUUUGUCACACAAUGAAUUGCAUGAAAUUGGUCACCUGGGCAGACGUAUUAAGAAAUUGAAUUUGAAGCACAAUCGCAUUAACUCCUCUAAAUUGUCGAAAAUGCCACAACAUGUUCAGUCUUUGAAUUUGCAGCACAACGAUAUUACCAACUUGCCCUUGGAAUUUACCAAAUUGACACAAUUGCAGUCAUUGGAAUUGGCCCACAAUCAAAUCAACUGCUCAUGUGAAACCUUAGAGGUGCGCAACUGGCUGCAAGAGCGUCAUGUCUUUAUGGAACAUCCAGUGAAAUGUUUCUAUCCUACCCUCUACAAAGGCAAAUCCUGGUUGCAGGUCAAACAAUCGGCAGUUUGUGAAAAGGAGAAGAGAUUGGGUUACAAUGCUGCUGAGGAAGAAGAAAAUGAAUUGAUGAUGGGUGAUCAGCCCUUUGAGGCUUCUGGUGAUGAGGUACAAGAUGAAGAGGAAUUGGGUAAAGAUUUUAUGCCCAUUGACAGUAAUACCAAAAAGACUACCAGUGCCCAAAAUUCGGCUCUAACUAUGUUAAAUGAAGUUGAGGGUUCUGGCGAUUUAAGUGAAAUGAAUUUGCCUUUGGAUAUGUUGGACACUAGCACCAACUCGGCUCCUGUAGAUGAAGUGACCACCGAUAUGCCCGAAGAAGAUGAUGAAGGUUCUGGCAGUGGUGGUGGUAUGUUGUUUAUACCCGCUAUACAUCGCGAACAUGUAAUCACCGACGAUUUUGAUAUACCCGAGUCAAAGGAAGAAGAUGAUGGUGAUUUGAAUGAAGAUGAUAUGAAUGAUAACAAACCCAUUGAGGAGCCGGCAGUUGAUUCUGAUGUCUUCCGUCAUAAUUUGGGUAUUUUCGAUGGCGAUGAGAAACCUAGACCCAGCACCGAAGAACCAGAAGUGGAAGAGGAAGAAAUUAAACCUGUGGUUGUACCCACUUUGGGUGAGGGUAAUGAACCUUCCACUGAUGGACCCGAAACUGAUGCUGUGGCUCAUGCUAAGAUGGGUGAAACUAAGGAUGAUAGCAAUGCUACCUACUUCCUUUUGGGUGUUAUUGGUCUCAUUGUCAUUGGUCUUUUGUUGUAUGUGGCCAUUAAACGCUGCAAGCACAGCAGUCAUCGUAAUGAUCCCGAAAAUCCUCAAACCGAAUUGGUAGAUAUGGACAAGAAACAAUUGGGCAAACCUUUACGUAAUGGUGUUCCCGAACAUGUACCUUUGAUUGGAGAAAAAACUAAAUCCGAUAUGGCUAAACCUAUUAAUGGCUCCAAACCCUAUGACGGGGAUACUAAAGAUGGUCCCAAUCAAAAUGAACCUUUACUGAAUAAAAACGGUAAUGCUAAUGGCAAUGGUGCUGCUCAUGCCGAUGAACCGGAAGACAGUCGUCCUGGCUCUCAAUUGCAGGCUCCACAUGAAUACUAUCCCAUCUCACCCAGAUAUCCACCACCACAAUCACCCAGAGCCUCAAAGUACAGUCAACAGCCCCAGCAGGCAGAACAAAACAAUAAUGAUCCCAAUCAACCCUACCUGCCUUCCUCGCCCAAAUCCGGCCGCUAUUCACCCGUGUACUCACCCGAAACUGGUCGCGUCAAGAUCAAGCUUAGUGAAACACCCCGCCCUAAAACACCCAUGCUAGUGACACGCAGUCGUUCAAAUGCCGGUGAUAUUAUAACCACACCCGUCAGACCCUCACAAAUGGAAAGCUUUCAGGCUACACCCGUUCAUACAGCAGCAACAAAUGGUCAUGCCGUUGGAGAUCAUUGAUAGUUUACGGGGGAAGGAUCCAAUAAACUAAUAAAAACCCACCCUUCCAAAAAAAAAACAAACUUUCACUACCACACAUAAAAGCCAACAACCAUUAAGAAAAGAGUAGUGUCUAAAAUGCUGUGAAUAAGGUGCUUUAAGCGAAAUUAACAUUAAAACUUAAUAUUUAAAGAGAAAAACUGAGAAGAAAGAAUCACCCACAACAAUAUUAUUUUCAUAACAAUUAUAUUAUUUUUAAAAUUUUUGUGAAAAAAAACAUAACCAUUUAACUAACAUGAUAAAUGUGAAGAAAUUUAAGCGGCGAAAUGUUUAAAGAAAAUCCUUGUACACUACAGAUAUUUAAAGGUAUGCUUGUUACGACGAGGAUGAACUUUUAAAGAAAUUUUCAUUUUAAAACGAAUUUAAAAUGAUGCAAAUUGUUUACAUAUAUAGAAAUCUUUAUAAUAAAUUUAAAAUUACGAAAAAUUUUGGUUUUGUAUGUCUGUCACAUUUUGAGGCAAUUCCCAAGAGCAUCAGAUCGGAAGAAAUAUACCUUGGCGAUUAUCAAGACUGCUAAGUGCUCCGUUACCAGAAUCUGUGGUCUGAAUGAAAUCUACGGAACAUUUAAAUACUGACGUAUCUUCAUAUUUAAUCUAUAUUGAACUUAUAAGUUUUGAAGUCGAAUUUUGAAGAUCAAGAAGUUUUAGAUUGAAGAAAACUUUUAUUGGAAUACUAGCUAAGCCCCAUACGCGUUAUUGGUCCUAAGCAUUGCUUAUAUCAGUCUAUAUCUAUAAAUCAAAAGACUCUUCACGUUUUAAAAUAAUAGUUUCAUCAGUUUAAGCGUAAAAUAUAAACUAUAACAUCUAAAUCAUAGAAACACUACUCACGACUCUUGGACUAUAUAUGUACAGAAAUCCUUGAGAUUAUUGGUUACGUACAAACCUAACUCUUCUUUUCUUAAAAAAGAAUCGCUAGAGAGUUAGAUAUCAGGACUUCUACUAGAAAGCUUUUAAAGUCUAAAUUUACGAGUCUAAACUUCAAAUUUAAAAAAUUUCUAAAACUUUUGUUCCUCUCUUUUGGUUUAAGAGUUAUAGAAUAAAACAAGUUGGGUUUUUGAAAGCGAAAAGGAAGCCGCUUUUAACUUGGACCUAACUAGGGGUUAAAGACUACUACUUGAAAGCUUUUAACAGUCUAAAUUUACGAGUCUAAACUUCAAAUUUUAAAAUUGUCUAAAACUUUUGGAUUUUUGAAAUGAAGCCGCUUUUAACUUGGACCUAACUAGGGGUUAAAGACUACUACUAGAAAGCUUUUAAGUCUAAAUUUACAAGUCUUAACUUCAAAUUUUAAAAUUGUCUAAAACUUUUGUUCCUCUCUUUUGGUUUAAGAGUUAUACAAUGAAACAAGUUGGGUUGUCGGAAAGGAAACCGCUUGGACAUAACUAGGGGUUAAAGACUACUUCUAGAAAGCUUUUAACAGUCUAAAUUUACGUGUCUAAAUUUCAAAUUUUAAAAAUGUCGGAAACUUUUUUCCUCUCUUAUGGUUUAAGAGUUAUAGAAUGAAACAUGUUGGGUUUUUGAAAGCUGAAAGGAAGCCACUUUUAAGGAAAUAACUAGAAGAAAGAAGCCAAUUUUUGAUAGUUGCUAUUGUGAAAUUAAAACUUCAAAUUUUUGUAUUAAAUUGACAUCAAAACCAUAGCAAACGGAACAUUUGCUUAGGGAUGAAAUUGCAACGUCCCAGAGACGUUUGAAUAUUCCGAAUACUUAUAAAUAGAUUGGAGCUUAAGGUAUUUUACCCUGCGAUCGUAAUCAUGGAAAGUUUUAAAAUGGAAAUAAAAUCGUGUGAAACUGUAUAAACAGUAUGUCUUAGUUGAAAAAAAAAACAAGAAAAAACCUAUUAAAACAACAUUGUAACAAAGCAUACCUUUAAAGAACUGUACAAAGGAACUCAAGCUUAUCCAUUACUUCACGUUUUUUUAUUUUUGUUAACAUAUUCAAACACAACUUUAAUUUAGCGGAGAGCAUAAAAGAGCUUUUGCAGACAGAAAGCUUUUAAACAUGAUAACAAACAACAACUUAAGUUAUCAACAAUUUAACCCUUUAACGUGUUAAACAGAACCUAAAAGACCUUUUUCUAUUAAAAACUAUGAAAUAUUGUUAAAAAAUUGUGAUUAAUGUUAAAGUUUAUAUAUAAAAAAAAUUAUGAACUAUUUUUUAUAUAAAUAUUUAUUAUUUUAAAUAUAAGAACAAAUAAAAAAGAAAAUUUUUAUUAAGUAAAUAAAUAAAAAAAAUUAAACAAAAAACAACAACAACAAUUUCAUUUUUUUAAUAUUUGAAAGUUUUCGAACAAAACUCUUUUAUGAAGGCAGCAAGAAAAAAAUUUA
Lucilia cuprina (Australian sheep blowfly) is the source of this 4762-nucleotide messenger RNA. RefSeq names its product protein windpipe (gene wdp). The transcript has 3 exons. The record is from RefSeq and is a predicted model, not a curated record. NCBI's taxonomy places the organism in Eukaryota, Metazoa, Arthropoda, Insecta, Diptera, Calliphoridae. Bases 271 to 2403 code for a protein of 710 amino acids.